AUGAAUCCUCAAUUUGAUUAGUAUGUUGGAUAAGUAUCAGUAGAUGGAACAUUAAAAGGUAAUUCAUAAGGACAGUAUCCUAUCGAUUCUGAUAAGCACGAUUGGUACUAUACUCCACUUGAUAGGUCGCUCUACCCUGAAUUUCAAGCAGGUUAAAAAUAAAAGGCAGAUAUUAGAUAGUGCGACUUUUCUUAUUUCUUCUUCCAUCCUUUAAGUAAUGCAGUUUAUCUUGUUACGGAGAAAAAAUCAUAAUACUAUGGAUAUGAAAGUGAAAUUUUUUGUAGUCAUCCAUCUUAAAAUAACUCAAUAUGGACAGGUAGAAAUUCUGCUGGAUCAAAAUGUAGAACAGCUCCAAAUAAUAAAUCAUUGUCAUGGUUCAGUCCCACAUGCCGUGGAUGUUCAUUAACUGACGUUGUUAAAGAUUAUAGAUUGGAUAAUUCCUAUGAAGAUACUAGGAUUGAUCUAGCUUAUUUCAAAAUAGGUUAAAUGCAAAUCUUUUUAAAAAGAUUUGCAGAUAAAAUAUUCAAUCCUAUGGAUGAGCUAUACCACAAAAUUCAACUAAUGAUCUCUAAACAUGAAGAAGCAGAACUUGAGAUGAAAAGAAUAUAAGAAGAAGAUCAGCAACUUAAUCCAGCUCUGAUCCAUUAAAAAUAAAUAAAUUCUCAAUAAGCAUCAGGAAAUGUAUUAUUUCGAAUCUUUAUGUUUAAUCAGGUAAAUAUUGAGUACAAGAAAACAUAACUUGAACUCAAUGAGCUUUUUGAUGCUGCAAAUUUAUUUAUCAAAACACUCAGAGUUGCAAAGCAAGCCUUAGUAUCUGGAGAUCAUAAUAAAGCUCUGUUAAAUUACAAUGAGAUUGCGAUGAGUCUGGGUCAUGAAUCUUCAAAGAAAGGAAUAUGCUACAAUAACAUCGGUUGCAUUCGCCUAAGUCUUAAAGACAAAAAGCCUAAAAUUUACUUCAAUUAGGCUCUAAUAAUGUAAUUAUAGAAAGUUGAAGCAAUGACUGAUAAAGAUAAUGCUGAUUAUAUUACUUAAAAAUUUAUCCUGGCUUGCCGAUAUUAUAACACAAGCGUUGCUUAUUAAAGGAGUUUUAAGGAAAGGUAUAAAGUGAUAAUCAGUAAUGAAGAGAAUUAAGGUUUAGAAAAACUUUAAUCAUUAAGAAUGGGAAUAGAGUAGAGUUUAAUGGAGUGUUAAGAACACUUUAAAUAUGCUGCUUUUGAAGGAAAAUUUCUUGAUUUUAUUACAUUUACAAUGAUACAAAAGCUAGAGUUUCUUUGCUAUUAAACAGAUAAGUAAAUCUUUAGAUCAAAGGUUGAUGAAUCAAGAACUUUUGAAAUUCUCUUCUAAGAGAUUAAAGCUAACAUGAAAAUACUCUAGCAAUAAUAAUAAUCACUUUUUUAAACUGAUCUGAAGCAAAAAGAAAAUGAAAGAAUGGGCUUAAAGGUAAUUGAAUAUUCAUAUCUCAAUUAAUAUUUCAUCUUCACUCUCGGUCUCUACUUUGAAUUAUUCUAAGCUAAUAUUGAAAAGGCUUGUGAAUUAUAUUCAUACUGCUUAAAAGUUGGGUACAAAUGUGAUAGUAACAUCACAAAGUAAUGCUUAAAACGAAUAAUCAAGAUCAAAGAAUAAGCGAAGAGUAUGAGUAAAAUAGGGGAUCCAAAACAAUAGCUAAGACUUUAACUCUCAAAAUACUAUAUAAGCAAUAAAUCUGUAAUGAUAAUUAUGAAUCUUUAAAAAUCUGGAGAACACUUAUCAGUCUAAAAGUAGAUUUUCGAAUUCUUUUCUAAGCUUAAGCAAUGCAUUGGAGUAAGCAAUAAGAUAGCAGAACCAAAUUUAAUAAAUUCUCUAUAAAAAGUACUUCAAGGGACCAACAAGAUGGAUAAUUGCGUUUGUGAAUAACAAUACAAAUGA
Molecule: messenger RNA, 1905 nt
Organism: Stylonychia lemnae
Lineage: Eukaryota; Ciliophora; Spirotrichea; Sporadotrichida; Oxytrichidae
Source: the annotation of a GenBank genome assembly